ACGUCGAAGGAUUCAUCAACAAAUGCUAUUUUUAAACUUGUUUUUUACGCCAUCAUGGACCAAAUAUUGAGGGGAAUCGCAAGUUCAGAUCACGUUGAAAGCGUCAAGAAGUCUCUUAUUCAACAGCUGGUCUCAAAACUCAAUGGGAAUGUCCCAGAGGAUCAAAACAGAUCUAUCUUUGAAAUUGGAACUGAAUGGAUGAUAGAUGAAAACUCGCAAUUUUUGAAUGAAACUGGUCGACUUUUGCUCACCACAUGGGCUAAACGCCAAAAAGAUGUCUUUCAGAAGUAUUUUACAGAAAGUUUCCUUCUAUCUUUUCUUGCUGAGCGCGAAAAUUUAUCUGUGAGUUUUGUGGAUUAUCUACGCACCUCCCUUGAUCUUGUUCAACACACACCACAGAUAUUUUCAAUGUACACAGUAAUUCGCCACAGGGCUCAUAUCUGGGCGGAAAAGAAUUUGAAUACGGACUUCUGUGCGGCUGUGGCACGUCUUCUCAUCGAGUAUAACCACUGUUGGCCGGUUGGCGAAAAUCUACUCCAGUUUAACCUGUCACUGAUUAGAGCUUUAAGCAAAACUGAACUGCCGAAAACUUCAAAAGAGGAAAUGACGGCAUGUAUUCAAAAUGGUGCAGUCAUUGGGGCUCUCUUGAAUAAGAUGUGGACAAAGAAUAAACCCCUGCUAUUUCCAGUUUUAACUGAGAUUUUUAAGAUUAUUUCCAAAGUGGGAGAUAGUCCAUCAGUAGCACUUGCUUCUGUUGUGCAGUACUUCUCCACUGAUAUAAUAGACUCUGCGACAAACCUUGCAGCUUCAAACCCUUCAGUAAGUGAAGAGAGCUUGGCUCAUUCUCUUACACGAAUGAUUAAAUGGCUGUCAUGGCCUGGUGCAAAGAAGGUUGAUCAAUGGAUUAUUGGGUUCUUAAAGGCUUUGGCAAGCAACCAGAAACAUUCCAUUCUCAUUUCUGUCACAAUUAAGGAGGUGUCCCAGGUUUUUAGCCGCUUGUUAUUCCCUGUUGUUCGUGGGAGUACCAUGGUUGUCCUCUCUCACAUGCUGCUGAGCUUUCAGCACUCUCCCCAAGCAUUUCAUGAGAUUGUUGUUUUAGUACCUAGCCUUGUGCAGACUCUAAAGAAGGAAGACAGUGUUUCUUCACAAGCUACAUUGCAAACACUUGCCGAACUUAUGCACUGCCUGAUGUACCAACACACAGGCUUUCCUGAGCUGUAUGGACCAGUUGUUGACUGUCUACAGGAUUUACCCAAACCUUCCGAGGGGAUGAUCAAAAAGUGGCUAGCUCAAAGUGCUUGGUCUGCACAAGCUGUCAACAUUCCACUUCCUGGCUUUGCACCAAAGUCUGAAACUGGAAAAACUGGUUUGGCUAAUCUAGGCAACACUUGUUACAUGAACAGUGUAUUACAGGCACUCUACAUGCUUGAUGAGUUCCGUUUCAUGAUCUUCAGCCAUCACGGUGACCACAAUCAACCUGUCAUCCAUCACCUGCAACAAGUGUUUGCUUUUCUCUCUCUAACACAGAGAUCUGCCUUUGCCCCAUCGAAGUUCCUUCAAGUGGCGAGACCUCCAUGGUUUGCACCGGGAACCCAGCAAGAUUGCUCAGAAUUCCUGAAGUUUCUUCUUGACAGACUCAGCGAGGAGGAAAAGUCACAAAACAACAGCAACGAUGAAGGGUCGCCAAGGAGGUCGCUAGUAGAGGAGACCUUUACUGGCAAGCUGAUGGUAUGUCUGUGCUGCAGGCGAUGUAAUAACACUUCUUGCAGAGAAGAAGUGUUCACAGACCUACCGCUGGCUUUUCCACAGACUGGUGAAUUGGAGGGUAGAAUGGUCUCUGACCAGCUCGGUGAACUGCCGUCAGAUGAUAAGCAACCGGUUGAACAUGACGAAAAGCCUGUGACUUCAACUGUGAGCUCCGACAGAAGUCUGAAAGGUGGUGAUAUUACUCACAAUGUGUCUGCGGCUGGCCUAGCACAAAAGACAGUCGAAGAUAGCGAUGCUGUAGCUCCGAGUUCAUCACACAGCUCCACCUCAGUGGAGAGCUCAAUGCCUUUUUCUGCCGGUUCGAGUGUUUCGUCGAAAUGUCGCGAGGCUGGCGUUCGAGCUGAUGCUCCUCACAUUUCACUGACAGAGAUGUUAGAGUACUUUUUUGAACCUGAAAUUCUUGAAGGAUCUAAUCAAUACCAUUGUGAGCACUGCCAUAGUUUACAGGAUGCUGAACGUACCGUUAGCAUUUCCAAUGCCUCAGAAUUCCUCGUGUUGACCCUAAAGAGGUUCGCUUAUAAUGUGAAGACCCAGCAAAGGUCGAAGAUACUACAAAGUGUGUCUUAUCCUAUGGUUUUAAAACUACCGCGAAUUCAUCUCAAAGGAGUUGAUGAUAAGAUAGAAAGAGAAGCGAGAAACAGCGUCCCAGAUGUCAAUGACAACAAGAACGACGAUAUUGUCAGCUACUCUUGUUUCAAGUCUAAAAGAACAAAGCAAGAACAUGACAGUGUGGUUGUUGAUAGCUCAAGCAGUGACACUUCUUUGUCCUCAAACGAGGAAACAUUCACAGCAGAUAUUGUUUACGCGCUGUGUUCAGUUAUCGUUCAUUCCGGGACUUCAUCGGAGAGUGGACAUUAUUACUGCUACGCGCGAUCUAGCGCGCAUUUGAUGAGGAGGGAAGGCGACAAGAGCUCUAGUUCUAGAAGCGAUGAUCAAGACACGUGGUAUCUGUUUAAUGACAGUCGUGUGUCUUACUCGGCGUUCAAUUCGUUUGCUGAUGUAUCCCGGCGUUUUCCUAAGGAUACCCCCUAUGUGUUGGUCUAUAAGCGAGUCAGCUCUUUUCGUGCUACAAUCAUUCCAGUGGAAAACAGUGGUGAUUCUGCGCAGGAUAAUUUGGUUAGCGGUGAGAUCAGACAGGAGCUGGCGGACAUUGUCGAUCGUGAUAACCUCUUAUACUUGCAGGAGCGAGAGCGUCAAGUAAUGAACACUGCCAAGCGAAAAGCCUGGUCAAACUUCUACCAGCCACCCGACGACGACGAUGAUGAUCCCAGCAAGGGUCCCCCAGGGAGCUGUGGAGGCGGACCAGGAUUUACAACCCCAUUCAACCGUUUCGUCUUCUAGCCAGUGUAGUUCAGCUGGAUUGUGACUUGUAUGUACCUGAUUGGUUGUAAAACUUUUCAGCAUUCUUUCCAGUGGAUACUUUCACAGUGUUGUAAAAACAUGUAAAGCGGCGUUUUGUCGUGGUUAAAAUGAAAACUGGGUCUGAUCCUAGACUGUGUUUCACAGGAUUUGUCUGUGAAAUUAAGGGACUUUUCAUAAGAGCGCUAUGAGUGGAACGAAUUUUUCAUUCUGUUCAUAUGGAAAAUUUCAGCUCAGAUAGCGAGCUAAGAUUUCAAUCCUAACGGGGUGCCAAAUCUCAAGUUUUAUCUUUGUAAACGGAUGGGGGUGUUUAUUUGGGAAAUUUCAAGCCUGGGUGAUUAAGUUUGUCUGGAGAGGCCAUUGACAAGACGUGCAAACCCGAACUGCCUUGUAUCUUGCUGUUGCUUCUACCGUCGUCCUUCUGAGAUUUAUUUUGUCCAAACCUUUUUAACGUCUUGAACUAACUCGAUUUACGAUGGCCAAAUAUGAGAUCGUCUCAAUUUUGAUGGGAACAAAUCUGAGUUUUUUUACCUGAAUUCAAUGGUACAAAAUCUUUCUAAGUCGCUUCAAAAACCUUUAUAUCCAAGGGAGGAAACACGAAACGUUAGUUAAGAACAGUGUAGAUCAUGUAAAUAUGAUGUAUGAUAAUUAAGAAGGAACUGUGGCUUCAAAAUGUCACCUUAAAACUGUCAUUCGAUUUUAUUUUGAUUUAUUUUAUAACACUCUGAUAAAGAUUACUACACUUUUGUGGAAA
Stylophora pistillata is the source of this 3880-nucleotide messenger RNA. Its product is annotated as ubiquitin carboxyl-terminal hydrolase 38. The record is from RefSeq and is a predicted model, not a curated record. Lineage: Eukaryota; Metazoa; Cnidaria; Anthozoa; Scleractinia; Pocilloporidae. Gene Ontology annotation, molecular function: cysteine-type deubiquitinase activity. Gene Ontology annotation, biological process: protein deubiquitination. Gene Ontology annotation, cellular component: nucleus; cytosol.